This is a messenger RNA of Aspergillus alliaceus, 1597 nucleotides long. Its product is annotated as translation initiation/elongation factor MRX8. The coding region runs from base 193 to 1152 and encodes 319 amino acids. The record is from RefSeq and is a predicted model, not a curated record. The transcript has 2 exons. Gene Ontology annotation, cellular component: mitochondrion. Lineage: Eukaryota; Fungi; Ascomycota; Eurotiomycetes; Eurotiales; Aspergillaceae. Gene Ontology annotation, molecular function: GTP binding.
UGUAGUUCUCUUAUCGGACUGAAAUCCGUGGGGUGACAUUCUUGAAUCUCGGCAGACAUUCCUUUUUCAGUUCCGUCAGAAGACUUCCUUAUCCGGGAAUUUAUCUGGAGAAGCUCCCAAUCCGUGAUGCUUUUCAUACUUUCCUGACUCUCCACGUAUCACUCACAUGAGAGCGAAGCCGAUAAUCUCGUUAUGAAGCACCCAUUAUACAUAUGCACGGCUUGCUCGCGUCAACGAGCCCCAUGCACUCCUUCCCGACGAGCGCUUUCAACCGCCAUCGCACCAAAUACUCCCUCCAGCCCGAAUAAAAUCCCUCUCCGCGACUUAACUCCUGCACAGAUCUCCUGCUACUGGGAUACGAAAGUGCCCAAUGAGGCCGAACUAGCCUACGCCGACAAAUUCUUCGCCCCUUCCCGCCAUUCCCCUGUCAAAAUAUGGUCCGCUAGCAAAUUCCGCACCACGCCUAUGGCAUCAGUAGAGCCCGAAGUUGCCUUCCUUGGUCGCUCGAACGUCGGGAAAAGCUCGUUAUUGAAUGCAAUAAUGGGCAAGAAGAUAUGCUGGACCUCUUCAAAACCAGGCAGAACGCGGGAGAUGAAUGCGUUCGGAAUCGGAGGUACGAAAGGUGGCGAGUCCAAAAUUGUUCUGCUGGAUAUGCCGGGAUACGGGAAGGCGAGUAGAGCAGAAUGGGGUACUGAAAUCAUGAAGUACCUUCAGGGCAGAAGACAACUUCGACGAGCUUUUCUUCUUAUAGACAGCUUACAUGGUCUUAAAAGGCAAGACAAGGACAUCCUCAUGCUUUUCCGAAGAUAUGCCAUUCCACACCAGGUCGUCAUCUCGAAAGUUGAUAAGGUUCUGGCCAAGAAAAAGAGUCAGGUAAAGAGCGGAGCAUCUGCGGCAAAUGUCGCCGCACUACACAAUAUGUUGCAAGGUUAUAAACCAAUUGUCCAACCCGCUGGCCGAUCAGAGGGUCCUGGCGCCUUAGGUGAGAUCCUGACUUGCAGUGCAGAGGCUUCCAUUAGCCCAGGUAAAUCGUUAGGAAUCAGCGCCGUCCGCUGGGCUAUUUUAUCGGCUGCCGGAUUUGAUGAGAAUAUGAAAGCGCAACCUGUGCCUACCGGGUCGUCGGUUGCUAACAUAUCCACAGUUGCCUCUUAGCUUGAAUCCAGGAAGCAUCAUUGUUGAUAAGCCGUCAGCUGAUAAUCACAAAGCUUACUUGGGGUACAACAUCCGUCGCUUACAGGUAAAUCAUACCUACGUGGCCAUGUCAAGGCUUGCAAGCGAUGCCCAGUAACGCCCAAGGGGGUGCCAGUAUCAGGUUUUAAUCAGCCGGCCAUGGUCUUGUUCGCAAUCUCCAGCGGAUCUUCCUACCUAUUAGCUAAAAAUUUCCGAAGGGGGCUUUGUUUGCCCUGAAAUCACCAUCGAACCUGGACUAAUAAGCGGCUGUGUCCAGUCAUUAAAUUUUGUUAAAUAACCAUGGAUGGAUAUAUCAGAGCUAAUUACAGUGAAGGGACAACCUUUCAAGGGGCUAACUCGAGUAUUUACACUACUCCUCAGGCUUCUACUUAUUCUCGAAGCAAACCUCCAACACAGCGUAUAGAAA